This is a messenger RNA of Fonsecaea monophora, 519 nucleotides long. RefSeq lists its product as hypothetical. The coding region runs from base 1 to 519 and encodes 172 amino acids. The record is from RefSeq and is a predicted model, not a curated record. Lineage: Eukaryota; Fungi; Ascomycota; Eurotiomycetes; Chaetothyriales; Herpotrichiellaceae. The transcript is spliced from 3 exons.
AUGUCCCAGGACAGUCGUGCUCCUUUGGUCGAAGAUAUGAGAUCUAUCGCAACGGCCACCCAAGCUCAGAUUGAGUCCUCGACACAUCCUAGCUAUGACCACGAAGGUAGCACAGGUAAUGCUCCUGGCUCGAGCCAGUCAAGUGGAAUUUCGGAUAAACGAACAGAAUUUCGUCAACGGGUAGGGAUAAAACCUGAAACUGAUGCGAUUCCUCUCAUGCUGUCCUUCACCUUACAAAGGCCUUGCAUCAAAGACGCAGACGUGAACAAACGACUUCUGCAAUCAUCGCUCAAGCAGCGACUCAAGCUGAACCGGAAAAAUGCUGACAAUUCGUCGGUACAAGAGGUCACGGCCGAGGCGGAGGCAAACUACCAGGAUCUAUGGGUCAGUCUCAGCAAAUUGAUCAAGCCCACAGACGCGGACAAGCAUCCGAGCACGCAGUUGAAAGAUGUCUCGCCAGCAGCGACCAGUGACCAGAAGCCUUCGAGCGAAGAAUCGUUGCUCAAGACAAGGCCAUGA